Molecule: messenger RNA, 1443 nt
Organism: Physella acuta
Lineage: Eukaryota; Metazoa; Mollusca; Gastropoda; Physidae
Product: actin-1-like
Source: RefSeq, a predicted model, not a curated record
GUGAAUGACAACUUGAAUCGCUGGGAUACCUUGUGUGAAGAUUUUCAAGGUGUGGUCAAGUGUUAACGUUGUUGCGCUGUGUUCAACAUGUGUGAUGAGGACAUUGUUGGGCUUGUCAUUGACAAUGGUUCUGGCAUGUGUAAAGCUGGAUUUGCAGGUGACGAUGCUCCAAGAUGUGUCUUCCCGUCCAUCGUAGGCCGACCUAGGCACCAGGGUGUGAUGGUUGGAAUGGGACAAAAAGACACCUACGUUGGAGAAGAGGCACAGUCCAAGAGAGGAAUUUUAUCACUGAAGUACCCGAUUGAACAUGGCAUCGUCACCAACUGGGAUGACAUGGAAAGAAUUUGGCACCACACCUUCUACAACGAGCUGCGCGUGGCACCAGAGGAACAUCCGGUCAUGAUGACCGAGGCGCCGAUGAACCCAAAGGUCAACCGGGAGAAAAUGCUUCAGAUCAUGUUCGAGACGUUCAACGCCCCGGCCUUCUACGUGGCCAUACAGGCUGUUCUCAGUCUCUACGCCUCGGGACGUACCACGGGGAUUGUGCUGGACUCUGGGGACGGGGUGACCCACACGGUGCCCAUCUAUGAGGGCUACGCUCUACCCCACGCCAUCCUGCGGAUAGACCUAGCUGGACGGGACCUGACUGAUUACAUGAUGAAGAUACUCACAGAACGCGGUUACAGCUUCACCACCUCGGCCGAGAGAGAAAUCGUGCGCGACAUCAAGGAGAAACUCUGCUACGUGGCGCUGGACUUUGAGGAGGACAUGAAGACGUCAGCCGUAUCUUCGGAGAUGGAGAAGAGCUACGAGCUGCCGGACGGUCAGGUCAUCACCGUGGGGAAUGAGAGAUUCAGGUGCCCAGAGGCGAUGUUCCAGCCCUCGUUUGUCGGCAUGGAACAGGCCGGCAUCCACGAGUCCGUCUACAACUCCAUCAACAAGUGCGACGUCGACAUCCGCAAGGACCUCUACAACAACAUCGUCCUGUCCGGCGGCACGACCAUGUACCCGGGGAUCGGCGACCGGAUGACCCACGAGGUCGGCGGCCUGGCGCCGGCGGCCAUCAAGGUCAAGGUCAUCGCCCCGCCGGAGCGGAAGUACUCGGUGUGGAUCGGCGGCUCCAUCCUGGCGUCGCUGUCGACCUUCCAGCAGAUGUGGAUCAGCAAGCAGGAGUACACGGAGUCCGGCCCGGUCAUCGUACACAGAAAAUGUUUCUAGUAGUUUUUUUGUUGUUUUUUUUAAAUUAUAACCUACGCCGCCCAUUCCAUUUUAACACAACCCUUUCCUGACAUUAGCGCCAUUUUUUGUAUACAAUCUCCGACCUCUCAUUUUACCAGCAACCCAUCAAUAUCUGCGCCCUUGCUAUAUUAGAAGCCCACCAUCUCCGUUUUCACUAUAUCUACCCCCACCCCUCCAACCACCUCCAUCCCUGCUAUGUUAGUU